GUCUAUUUGAAAGAAAAGGAAGAACCCACAAAAUCAGAAGGAAAAAAAGGCCCGAAACUGGAAACCCAGCUGUUGUAAUGGUAAAACUCCUGCAAACCCAACGAAGUCCAGAUUUCAUUUUGCACUUUGCUUUUCAGAGGCAAAAAGAAACGUUGGAAAUGGGAUCAGUUGCAGCGCUAUCAUCACUGCAUAGUAUCCAAAACCUCAUCUUCUCAAAGCCUUCUGUUGCUCUUCUCAAACCCAUACGUUCACUCCCUCGCAUCACUUGCUCUUCUUCUUCUUCUUCUUCUUCUUCUUCUCUAGAAUUCAACAUCUCCUUCGCUCCUCCAAAACCCAAACCAAAGUCACCGCCCCAAUUGGACUUGUCGGACCAAGAAGUCCAGCUCUUCAUUCCUUGGAUUGUUCGCGGCGAAGAUGGCAAUCUGAAGCUCCAAUCCCAUCCACCUGCUCGCCUUAUCCACGCUCUUGCCGAUGCUAAAACCCACAACACCAAGAAACAGAACAAGGUAAAGAAGGUUGCCGCUGCUGCUCCCACUCCCGCGGUGAAAGACAGACAUUUAUCCAAGGCUGCUAGGAGAUUUUACAAUGAGACCUUCAGGGAGCCCCCUCAGCGUCUUAGUAAGGUUCUUGCUGCUUCUGGAGUGGCAUCAAGAAGGAACAGCGAAGAGCUUAUUUUUCAAGGCAAAGUUACUGUUAAUGGUUCUGUUUGCAAUACUCCUCAGACUCGAGUUGAUCCUGCAAGGGAUGUCAUUUAUGUCAAUGGAAAUCGCCUUCCUAAGAAACUGCCUCCUAAGGUGUAUCUUGCCCUUAAUAAGCCAAAAGGGUAUAUUUGUUCUUCUGGGGAGAAACAGUCUAAGUCUGUGAUGAGCCUAUUUGAUGACUACUUUAAGAGUUGGGAUAAAAGUAAUCCAGGACUGCCUAAACCUCGACUUUUUACAGUCGGUCGCCUUGAUGUUGCUACCACUGGCUUGAUUAUUGUGACCAAUGAUGGAGAUUUUGCUCAAGAACUUGCUCACCCUUCAUUUACUUUAUCAAAAGAAUAUAUUGCAACAGUAGAUGGUGCAGUAAACAAGCGGCAUUUAAUAGCCAUCAGUGGAGGAACAAUUAUCCAAGGUGUCCAUUGCACUCCAGAUUCUGUGGAGCUACUACCGCGGCAGCCAGAUCUGUUAAGACCGCGUCUUCGUAUAGUGGUGCAUGAAGGGAGGAACCACGAAGUUCGAGAACUUGUGAAGAAUGCAGGGCUGGAGAUUUGGUCAUUUAUGUUUAUGUCAACUCAUCUGUGUUAUCUACUCAGGUCCAUUCAUUAAAGCGUGUAAGAAUUGGCGGUUAUAGACUUCCAUCAGAUCUUGGGAUUGGGAAGCAUGUUGAACUAAGAAAAAGUGAACUGAAGUUAUUGGGUUGGAAGAGUUGAAAGUAGUGCUGCAUUACUGCUAGAAUACAUCUUCCCGGCUGUAUUUUGAUCAAAUGAAACACAGUUUCAAGGUUUCAGCAUGCAACUUGCGUAUGUUUUGUUGCGGACAGUUGCAUGGAAGGGACAAGUGAUGGAGUAAUGAGUCGAACUGCCUCCUGAUUAUAUCGUUAAUAUACGGCCGCUGCCAGGCGAGCUAUUCUGCUAGAGGUUGAGAAGCUUUGGCACUAGUAAAAAAUGCAAGUCCAUUUAUUAAAUCUGGGAACGUUUAUGUUGUGAAAAAUGCCUAUAGGUAAAAUGGGAUUGUGAAUUUGUUCUUAAUGAGAAUGUAUAAUUUUAUCCACAAGGGAACAAAGCUAAGGUGAUAUCCUUGCAGAUCUUGUAUCAUUCUCUAUAAAUUCUCACUUGGAACCUCAGAGGAGGAGAUGGUUGGGCUUGACUAGGUUUCAUCUAUCCUGUAAUUUCAUGUGCUCUCGGGAGCUAUGGCUGUACAAGUAUAGAACCCGAUUCACUUUUUGCUAAAAAAAUUUGUGUGGUCGGCUUAUUUCAUUUGUAACUGUUAGAACAUAAUGCCAACGCCCUCUCUUUGUUAUACCCAGGGAUAUAUAUUAUUAAAAUGAACUCCUGUUUACUUCA
Molecule: messenger RNA, 2044 nt
Organism: Ricinus communis (castor bean)
Lineage: Eukaryota; Viridiplantae; Streptophyta; Magnoliopsida; Malpighiales; Euphorbiaceae
Product: putative ribosomal large subunit pseudouridine synthase SVR1, chloroplastic
Exons: 10
Coding region: 78-1307 (409 amino acids)
Biological process (GO): pseudouridine synthesis; plastid translation; maturation of LSU-rRNA from tetracistronic rRNA transcript (SSU-rRNA, LSU-rRNA, 4.5S-rRNA, 5S-rRNA)
Cellular component (GO): chloroplast
Molecular function (GO): pseudouridine synthase activity; RNA binding
Source: RefSeq, a predicted model, not a curated record